AAAAUAUGGCUUCCCGUAUUUAUGCUCCACAGAAUGAUAUGCUCGUUGCUAGCAGUACCCUUUACUUUUCUAUGGCUGUAUAGAAAAGAAAGGAGCCAAGCACGUGUCCAUGUGCAAUUUGGUUUUAAAACAAGGGUUAUUUGCUGUUUACGUCUUUUUGGUGUGUUUGUGGCAGUUUGUGGAAAUAAAUUUUGAUUUUUAUUAACGAGUUCUGCUGCUAGAAGAGGAUAAGAAAUGGGCAAAAAGAAAUCAAAGAAAGGUCGUUGUGCGAAAAGGAAUGCGCAGCAUGAUGGCGGCGAACCUGAAGAACUUAAAAAGGCCCCACAUUCAUUUGUGAUCCACAGAGGACCUGUGGGGAAGUAUGUCCAUAUUCUUACCAAGGACUUCAGAAAAGUGAUGGAACCAUUCACAGCAACAUCAUUAAAGCCCCGCAAGAAGAACAGGAUGAAGGACUUUGUGUCGGUGUCGGGCGUGCUGCACGUGUCCCACAUGUGCGUGUUCACGCAGACGGAGCAGAGCCCCUACCUGAAGCUGGCGCGCCUGCCGCGGGGCCCCACGCUCACCUUCAAGGUGCUCAACUACUCCCUGGUGCACGACGUGCUGGCGGCCCAGAGGCGGCCCCAGGUGGUCGCCAAGUCCUUCCGGCACUCCCCGCUCGUCGUGCUCAACAGCUUCAGCGGCGAGGGGCUGCAGCUCAAGCUCAUGGCAUCCAUGUUCCAGAACAUGUUCCCCACCAUCAACGUCCGCAAGGUCAAUCUGAACUCAAUACGGCGCUGUGUUCUGCUGAACUACAAUCCUGUCUCCAAGCUGAUAGACUUCCGCCACUACUCCAUCAAGGUGCUACCCGUGGGUGUGUCGAAGGGAGUCAAGAAGAUCAUUCAAAGCAAAGUGCCGAACCUUGGACACUUCAGCGACAUCUCGGAGUUUCUUACCAAGUCCGAGGUGCUGUCGGAGAGCGAGUACGAAGACGACCCGGCGAGCCACGUCAUCCUGCCGCAGGACCUGGCCUCCAGGGGAAACUGUGCGUCCACCAAGUCGGGGAUCAGAGUCCACGAGAUCGGCCCGAGACUGACCCUGCAGCUGAUUAAAGUGGAAGAUGGUUUGCUCGCUGGAGAAGUGCUCUUCCAUGAGCUGUUCCACCUGACUGAGGAAGAAAAGCUGGCAAUACAGAAGAAACGAGAACAAAAACGCAAACUGAAAGAAAAACGAAGAAAAGUCCAAGAAGAAAAUAGGAAGAAGAAGGAGCUGAUGAAAGAGGAACACAAGCAGAAGUCCCUGGAGGGGAUGAAGCUGCCAAAGAAGGAAGAGAUGGAGACCGUAGCGAAAACAGAAGACGUGGAAGAGGAGGAGGAUGAUGAUGUGGAAUGGUAUAGAAAAGAAGUUGGAGAGGAACCAGAUAAAGAACUUUUCAACCAGGAAAGAAGGCUUGGACAGAAAAGGAAAGUCCCGUUCCGUGCUGGCGUAUUACACAAAAAGAAAAAAAAAGACAAUGACCAGUCUAAAAAUGUCUCUCAUAAACAUUUCAACACAAAGGCAAGUGAAAACCAAACUAAGAAAUUUAGGAAGAACAAAAUUUCUGUACCAGGAAGGAACAACAAAACAAAAUUCAGUAAUAAAGGAAAAAGAAAACUCAAGAAAUAAAUAAUUCAAUUGUAGAAAAGUCACAUCAGAGAUAAAGAACAUCAGAAUGGACCAUUUUGUUACUGUUAUGAUAUGUUGAUAUUUGAUUAUUAUAUGUAUAAGUGGAUAUUCAUUAACACAAAUACCAUAGAAGUACUGUACUUAGAAAAUUUUGUACAAAGAAGAAUUCAUGCAAAUUUACAUUAAUUUAUGCAAUUGACUUAAAGCAAAUUCAGUUUAAAAAUAUUUUUGUAUCUUAAUAUUUUUAAAGCUUUGUUUGAAUAUACUAAAUAAUUUUAAAAUGUUAGAUUAAUAUUUUUAUUUACUUAAAUAUUUAUUUGCUAGUACUGUCAUCAGAACUGAAUUAAAAAUAUUGUAGGUGUAACACAUUUCUCGUGAUACAUAUAAUAAUGAAUAAAUAUUUUUUUUCCCUGGAACCAGAUUCUUGAGAACGUUAAGAAUUUAUUUUUAAAUUUGUAAAUCUUCUUACUCAUGUGUCAAAAUUUAAAUUCAUGGUAAAAAGUUAUUCUUGAGUGUUGCAUUUUUAAGUGGAAAUCAGUGUACGGAAUUCUUGAUUUUGACCUCACAGUCAUAUGUAUGAACAUCAUUGAUAUUUAACAAACGGAGCUCGUCCUAGAUCAUAUGUGUUUUGUGCCUUAGCUUACACAAAUGCUUUCUCAUGUGCAGCUUCCACAAGUGCUUUCUUGCAAGCUUUCGCUGUGUGCUUGAUUUUUUAAAAUUAAUUGUGAUGUCGUUAUUGUGGCUUAAAAAUACAGAUAAGACAAUUUUAAGAUUUAUGAAAAGUUAUUAAAAUUAUUGUUGAAGUAGGCGUAUGUUUAUUUAUUUAUUUUUUUGUAGUUGUACAACUGGCGUGCCAGCCAAACAUUCGUUUAGGGAUGAGCCGAAACUCGAAAACUUGAGCAGAGUCAAGCGAAUAGCUAAAGGUUGUCUCAACUCAAAAGUCGAGUUCUUUAUACUCGACAGGACGAGACUCGAUAACUUGUUACAUAUUUGACAUGUGCAACAAGCAUAAAAUCUUUAAAAUCACAUACCAUUAUUUUGCAACCCUUCCCAGCGUAAACUUUUUAUUCAAUUUGCAUAGUUUUCUUUUAAGUGUGAUUAAUUCUACAUAAUUACACUGGCCAAAAAAAAACAUAAAAGGUUUCUUCUGCUAUUUAUGUUUCAAAACACUGGAAAAGAUGCCAUUUUGGAAUGGCCUGUUGUAUAUCAGAUUUGUAACACAGCAGACAAACUAUUAAAAUAAUUUUUUUUUUUGUUAAAUUUACGUGUUUUGUACUACAGCAGCAAUCACAAACAUGAAAGUGUUACACCAUGUAUAUUCAUAGUUAUUUUUGUCAAUAAUGCAUAAUUCUAUUUUUAAAAGAGAUUUUUGACACAGCGUUUGAAAAUGCCUGUGUGUUGCUGUUUUUGAAGUCGGGACAUAUGUUUGAAACCAGAAAAUGUCAGAAGAAAAGGAGAAUAAAACCGAUUUAAUUUUC
Messenger RNA from Bacillus rossius redtenbacheri, 3119 nucleotides. RefSeq names its product protein Peter pan (gene ppan). Gene Ontology annotation, cellular component: preribosome, large subunit precursor. Gene Ontology annotation, biological process: rRNA processing; ribosomal large subunit assembly. The transcript is spliced from 8 exons. Gene Ontology annotation, molecular function: rRNA binding. Bases 235 to 1641 code for a protein of 468 amino acids. Lineage: Eukaryota; Metazoa; Arthropoda; Insecta; Phasmatodea; Bacillidae. The record is from RefSeq and is a predicted model, not a curated record.